GCCGAUGUUUGUUAGAAAAAGGCUCCAGCAGCCCAAAAGUAAUUUGCUCAAGGGACCAUUCUUCAUGCCCAAGAGACAGCGCGUGACAGCAACCUGUUUGACUGCGACAGACAUUGCAACUCGAUAAUGCAUUUCAAAGGGACAUUUUUUGAGAUUAUGAAACCAUGAAAUCCACUGCUAUUAUAAUCAGAGUAGAAGGUAACAGCCACAACUCCUCAAAGAAUCUAUUGCCAUGGCCAACAUGUAAUUGCCAUUAACUUUAUCUUCUCAGACAGUAAAGGAGGAUAACUUUUAUUUUGCCAAUGGUUCCAGUAUAAUCAUGGUUUAUACCGCCCUUUUGACUGAUACGCAUGCAGGGACCUCCAAUGGCACAUUUGUUCACUCCGAACAUGCCUAUUUCAACUCUACAGCGCACCCAGUAGUUUGGAAUGGGAUGGAGCUAUCUGUGGCUGAAGGAUCUGUCACAUACAAGACAACAGAAAGAAAUUCCAUUGGAAACAGCACAGCAGUUCCUUCUCAGUCAGACUUUGGCGAAAUAGGCCUGCCUCUGCAGGUUAUCCUUUCUGCAUCAAUGGUAGUAAUAGCUUUAAUUUCUUUCCUAGGAAAUCUUAUUGUCUGCCUCAUGGUCUAUCAGAAGGCAGCUAUGCGAUCAGCAAUUAACAUCCUCCUGGCAAGUUUAGCAUUUGCUGACAUGAUGCUUUCAGUAUUGAAUAUGCCUUUUGCCCUAGUAACUGUCAAUACUACCCGCUGGAUCUUUGGAGAUGUCUUUUGCAGGGUGUCUGCCAUGUUCUUCUGGCUUUUUCUGAUGGAAGGGGUAGUUAUUUUACUUAUUAUUAGCGUUGAUCGUUUUCUCAUUAUAGUUCAAAGACAGGACAAACUGAACCCUCACCGCGCUAAGUUGUUUAUUGCCAUCUCUUGGGGUGUGUCAUUUUGCAUGGCCUUUCCACUUGCAGCUGGUAGCCCAGAUCUGCAGGUGCCACCUCAUGCUCCACAGUGUGUAUUUGGCUACUCCACAAACCCUGGCUAUCGGGCUUAUGUUCUAUUGAUAAUGGUUGUCUUCUUCUUCAUCCCAUUCAUGCUCAUGCUGUACUCUUUCAUGGGAAUCCUCAACACUGUCCGCCACAAUGCAAUUCGUAUCCAUAGCAGCUCAGAUAGUAUAUGUUUGGGCCAAGCAAGUAAACUUGGUCUCAUGAGCCUACAGAGACCGUACCAGCUAAGCAUAGAUCUGAGCUUCAAAACUCGUGCCUUCACCACCAUCCUGAUACUGUUUGUUGUCUUCACCUGCUGCACAGCACCAUUCACCACAUACAGUCUUGUUUCUACAUUCAACCGACGUUUUUACCAUAAACCCAAUUUCUUUGAGAUAAGCACAUGGCUCCUUUGGUUAAGCUACCUCAAAUCUGCACUUAACCCAUUAAUUUACUAUUGGAGGAUUAAAAAAUUCCGGGAUGCUUGCUUAGAACUGUUGCCAAAAACUUUUAAGUUCUUGCCUCAACUGCCUGGACGUACAAGGAGGCGAAUUCGGCCAAGUGCCAUUUACGUUUGCGGAGAACAUCGGUCUGUUGUGUAAGACUGGAGCUGUUAAGUUUUUAAAAAUGUGUACAUUUUAUUAUUUUC
This is a messenger RNA of Callorhinchus milii (elephant shark), 1617 nucleotides long. RefSeq names its product G protein-coupled receptor 63 (gene gpr63). Bases 320 to 1570 code for a protein of 416 amino acids. The transcript is spliced from 2 exons. Gene Ontology annotation, molecular function: G protein-coupled receptor activity. The record is from RefSeq and is a predicted model, not a curated record. Lineage: Eukaryota; Metazoa; Chordata; Chondrichthyes; Chimaeriformes; Callorhinchidae. Gene Ontology annotation, biological process: G protein-coupled receptor signaling pathway. Gene Ontology annotation, cellular component: membrane.